GUCAGUCGCUAUGACAACGACAACGCGGAGUGUUCUAGUUUUUGUUCUGUUCCUCCUUCGGCCGCCGAACAUACAGGGUGAAUCGCUGACGCCGCCCUAUUUCAACUUGGCCGAAGGCAAGAACAUCACGGCGUCGGCGACAUGCGGGGAAGGCAUCGAGGGGCCCGAAUUGUUCUGCAAGCUCAUAGGGGCCGAUUCGGAAAACGAGCUCUCGGUUAAUUUGAUACAGGGACAGUAUUGCGAUAUAUGCGAUCCCAACAGACCGGACAAGCGACAUCCUCCGGAAUUCGCUGUAGACGGACGGGAGGCCUGGUGGCAGAGUCCGCCCCUGUCAAGGGGCAUGAAAUACAACGAAGUGAAUUUGACCAUCGAUUUGGGCCAGGAAUUCCACGUGGCCUAUGUAUACAUCAAAAUGGCCAAUUCCCCUCGCCCCGGUUUGUGGAUACUGGAAAAAUCUGUCGACCACGGGAAAACCUUCACCCCUUGGCAAUAUUUCUCCGACAAUCCCUCAGAUUGCGAGACAUUCUUCGGCAAGAAGAACAACGAGCCCAUCAAAGAGGAUGAUUCCGUCAUUUGUACCAACGAGUACUCCAAAAUAGUACCGCUUGAGGGUGGUGAGAUACCGAUCAGUUUAUUAAACCAACGUCCCUCUGCGAACUUCUACUUCAACUCCACGGUACUACAAGAGUGGACGAGAGCCACGAACGUCCGGCUCCGAUUCCUAAGGACCAAAAACCUGUUGGGGCAUUUGAUGUCUGUCGCUCGACAAGACCCCACCGUCACCAGACGCUAUUUCUACUCCAUCAAAGAGAUCAGCAUCGGCGGUCGGUGCAUGUGCAACGGUCACGCCGAAGCUUGCGACAUACCCGAUCCCCGCGACAACAAGGUCCUGUUGUGCAACUGCAAGCACAACACGUGCGGCGCCAAAUGCAAUAAAUGCUGUCCCGGUUACGAACAGAAAGCCUGGAGGAUAUCCAAGCUGGAGGAGCCCUUCUCCUGCGAACCUUGCAAUUGCUUCGGCCACAGCGACACCUGCGUCUACGACGAAGAGAUCGACAGAAAGCGACUAUCGUUGGACAUCCACGGGAAAUACGACGGCGGCGGCGUCUGCAAAAAUUGCAGGGACAACACGGAUGGCAUUAAUUGCAACAAAUGCGUACCGAAGUACUUUAGGCCGUACCACAAGCACUGGAACGAAACCGACGUCUGUCAACCGUGCCAAUGCGAGACGUUCUUCUCGACGGGCAACUGCUCGGAGGGCUCGGGCCGCUGCGAGUGCAGAAAGGAAUUCACGCCGCCCAAUUGCGACAGCUGCAGCUUCGGCCACUACGGCUAUCCGGACUGCAAGCCUUGCGACUGCUAUUUGAACGGGACGCGCGACUUGCAGUGCGCGCCCCAACACGGCGAUUGCACGUGCCUCUCCAACUACGGCGGCAAGUUCUGUCGCGAGUGCGCCGAAGGUUUCUUCGAUUUCCCCCACUGUUCACAAUGCGAAUGCAAUCCUAAAGGUUCGGUGUCAUCGUCUUGCGACCAGUUAACAGGACAGUGUACUUGCAGGAAUACAUACGACGGUUUGAAGUGCGAACAAUGCAGGAACGGUUACUUCUACAAAGACGACGAUUGCGUUUAUUGCAAUUGCGACACGGGCGGCACCGAGCCGGAGAUAUGCAGCAAAGAAACGGGCACGUGCAUGUGCAAGCCGGGUUACGGGGGCGCGCGUUGCGACACCUGCCUGCUGGGCUACUACGGCUAUCCGGAUUGCAAGCCGUGCGAUUGCAGCAAGCAGGGCUCGCACGGCACGUCCUGCGGCCCGACCGGCAAGUGCUCCUGUUUGUUCAACUACGCCGGCAAGACGUGCAACCAGUGCAAUCCUGGAUACUACGAUUAUCCCGAUUGUAAAUCUUGCAAUUGCACAGACGAAGGUUCGGUGGGUUUAUCCUGCGAUCAAACCGGCAAAUGCCAGUGCAAAGGAAACUUCGCUGGUCCGAGGUGCGACGUUUGCGAGGAAGGAUUCUACAACUUUCCGGCUUGCGAAGAUUGCAACUGCCACCCCGCAGGAGUCGUGGAGGGUUUCGCCGGUUGCGGAUCCGUCCCGGCGGGUGAAUUGUGCCAGUGCAAGGAACGCGUCGAAGGAAGAAUAUGCGACAGGUGCAGGCCGCUCUAUUGGAACUUGAAUUUGAACAAUCCGAACGGUUGCGAGGAAUGCGAUUGCAACCGCAGCGGCGUCCUGGGCGGUAUCGGAGUCUGCGACACCGAAAGCGGUCAAUGCGUGUGCAAACCUGCUGUGGUUUCCAGAUCGUGCUCGGUGUGCUCCGAUGGCACCUACGCCUUGGAAGACACCAAUUUGUUCGGUUGCAUUGAUUGCGGUUGCGACGUUGGAGGUUCGAUAAACAACAUUUGCGACAAGAAAACAGGCCAGUGCACGUGUCAACCGCGCGUAGAAGGGCGUACCUGCACGGAACCGCUGCAAGCGCACUACUUCCCGACACUCUAUCAGUACCAAUACGAAUUGGAGGACGGGCAUUCGCCUGAGAACUCCAGAGUGCGGUACGAGUACGACGAAAAAGUCUUCGCCAAUUUCUCCUGGAAAGGUUACGCCGUCUUUUCGUCGGUGCAACAACGCGAGGUCAUCCAGGAGAUCGCCAUUAUGAAGCCGUCUUUGUACCGCAUGGUGUUUCGAUUCGUCAAUCCCAAUCCGCAUACGGUCAUCGGAUCGGUGAGGGUUGUAGCGGACAAUCCCGGCGACUACGAGCAGGAGAUUAAAGUGCAAUUCAGAAAUACCUCCCAACCGGAAUUGGUGACUGUUUCAGGAGAGACAGGCAACAUAGCUAAACCUUUCGUCUUGAAUCCGGGAAGAUGGUCUGUGAUAGUCAACGUGAACGAAACUGUGUUUUUGGAUUACUUCGUACUUUUGCCCGAGGAUUUCUACUUGGCUACGGUUUUAAACCAGAAAAUCGAGAAACCUUGCACGAUAGGGGAAAGGGAAUUGUGUGUACAUCACGCUUAUCCUAACAGCACCAUUUACGACAAAUCCUGGGGUUCCGGAGGUUUUCGACCGGGCAACCAACCGGUCACCGAAUGGUUCAAGAACACUACACACUUGCGCGAAUUGACUAAAUUCACCCACAAAGUACCGCUACUGGACGACUCCCAAUCGGAAGUGUCUUUCAAUAUAUCCCUCGAGACACCCGGAGAUUACGUCAUAGUGGUCGAUUACGUAACGCCUUUAGAUGAUCUACGCACGCACCAAGUCGACGUCAUUAGGGACGUCAAUGAUGGUCAAUUAGGCACGUUGAAAUUGUACGCGUGUCCUUACACGUUCCUAUGCAGACAGGUGGUUAUCAACAACGAUCGCGAAGGCGUUUCUGUCUACAAUGUGAAUGGAAAUUAUAUCGUGAUUACACUGAAGAGCACCCAAUCGAAUGUCGGCAUCCAAUCGGUCACCGCCAUACCGUUAUCGGAAUGGUCUUUGGACUUUAUCACUCCCAAGCCGGUGUGCGUGAGGAAAAACGACGAUUGUAUUCCAUUCACCUUCCCCGAUCUCCCGGAAAGCAAACGGAUUCCGUUCAAUCAGGAGACCGGCGACGUAGACGAACUCGCCAAAAACCGCCCGCCCACAAGACAAAUAUCCAACACCACCUACGUGUGGUUGAAUCCCGCCGAUACCACCGUCGAUUUACGCGGUAAAGUCCCCCAACCGGGGGCGUACGCCAUCUUGGUGCACUACCACCAACCUCACUAUUCAGCGUUCGACGCGCCCGUCGUCGUUCAAAACGGCGUAUUCUACGAGGCUUCCGUGCGAUUGGAGCACUGCCCGUCGACGUCCGGAUGCCGGGCGGCGGUCACGCUCGGCCCCAAAGGCCGCAGUUAUCAAUUAACAGAAAAUUUCAUGGUAACGGUGCGCCUGCCGGAAGAUAGAGACGUGUAUUUGGAGUACCUGCUGGUGGUGCCUGAGGAUUUGUACGACGAACGCUCCCUCCAACCGGGCGAUUUGGAUCGUACGGGUGAAUUCGUGUCCACUUGCGGUCGCAACCACUUCAACAUCGAUACAACCGCUGAAGGCUUCUGCAAGAAGGCGGCAUUCUCGAUCAGCGCGGCGCACAACACGGGCGCCAUCCCCUGUUCCUGCGACUACGAGGGCUCUACCAGUUUCGAGUGCGAGAAAUUCGGCGGACAGUGUCCCUGCAAACCGAACAUAAUCGGACGCAAAUGCGAAGCGUGCCGCGUCGGUUUCUACGGUUUCCCCGAUUGCAAACCGUGCCGGUGCCCAUCCACGGCCUAUUGCCAACCGAACACCGGAGAAUGCAUCUGUCCCACGCACGUAAUAGGCGAGAAUUGCGAUCAAUGCGAACCGAAUACCUACGGAUACCAUCCUAUAGUCGGUUGCGAGGAAUGUAGAUGUCAUUAUUUGGGAACCAACGGUACUAGCCAAUGCGAUCUGCUAAGCGGAGCCUGUCCAUGCAAACCGAACAUAAUGGGUCGCACGUGCGACCGGUGCAGAUCCGGCGCCUACGCUUUCCCCUACUGCGAAUCCUGCGAAUGCAACACAGCAGGUACCACGGCGGAUAUAUGCGACAACCGCACGGCCGAGUGUUUCUGCAAAGCCAACGUCGUCGGGCCGCACUGCGAGUUCUGCAGAGAGGGCUCCUUCCACUUGGAGGCGUCGAACCCGGCCGGCUGCACCGAAUGCUUCUGCUUCGGAAAAACGUCGAGGUGCUCCGGGUCCGGCUUGGCGAAGGUGGCGCUCCACGAGAUGGCCGAUUGGGAGCUGGUGGCCGUCGAGCCUGCGGAAGAAUUGAACGUGACUUCGUUGCACGUCGAACUGCAAGACUUCGACGACGGCAACGGCGUCGUAGGCGUCGAUUUCGACUACUUGAACGUCUCGACGGCGUACUUCGCCGCUCCGUCGGAUUAUUUGGGGAAGAAGCUCACGUCGUACGGGGGUUUUUUGAACUAUAGCAUAUUCUACGAUAUCGGAACGGGAGGAUCCGCUGUGAGCGGACCCGAUGUUAUUCUAGCUGGAAGAACGCUGUACUUGACAUUCAACAACUUGGAGCAACCGCCCGCUUCUUUGGAAUUCCUAACGACGCUACAAUUGGUGGAAAAUAACUUCGAUCUCUCCAACGGCGAAGUGGCUAGAAGGGAGCACAUAAUGGAAGUGCUGAAAGAUCUCCGUGGCGUCUACAUCAGAGCUACAUACUGGACCAAAACCAAAUCGACCAGAUUAAUGAACGUGGUACUAGACGAAGCCAUAGAAGUCGACGGUUACGCCUCCAAUUCCCCUCUAGCGCAAUCGGUGGAGCACUGUCACUGUCCUCCCAACUACCAAGGACUCUCCUGCGAGGACUGCUCGCCAGGUUACUACAGAAUCCCGUCAGGACCUUACGGGGGAGUUUGCGUACCCUGCGAUUGCCACGGACACGCCGACGAAUGCGAUGUCAACACCGGCAAAUGCAUAAAUUGCGUUCACAACACGAGAGGUGAUCACUGCGAAUUUUGCGAAGUAGGUUACCACGGAAACGCCUUGGCUGGAACUCCGAACGAUUGUCUAAUAUGCGCUUGUCCUCUGCCCAUAGCGAGCAACAAUUUCGCCACGGCUUGCGAUUUGAGCUCUGACGGCGAAAAGAUCAGUUGCGAGUGCAAAGAAGGCUACAUCGGCGCCAGGUGUCACUCCUGCGCGCCCGGGUUCUACGGUAGACCGGAACAACAAGGUGACUAUUGCAAACCGUGCCAAUGUUCCGGCAACAUCAACCCCGACGAUCCGUACUCCUGCGACACCGUCACCGGCGACUGCAAGCGCUGCCUGAACAACACCUACGGCGAGGCCUGCGCCGUCUGCAAACCUUGGUUCUACGGCGACGCCGUCUCACUGAAGAACUGCCAGAUGUGCGUUUGCGACAACUUGGGCGCCGAACGUUGCGACAGCUUCACGGGCAAGUGCGUGUGCAAGCCGAACGUGAUCGGCGAGAAAUGCGACCGGUGCGCCGACGAGCACUUCGGCUUCCCGAGCGGCGCCGGUUGCAGACCGUGCGAGUGCGGCGCCGCCUCCGAGAGCAACCAGUGCUUCGAGGUGACGGGGCAGUGCAAAUGCAAGCCCGGGGCGACCGGCAGAGCGUGCGACCGGUGCUCGGCUGGUUAUUGGAACUACACGUCCGAGGGAUGCGUGUCGUGCGGCUGCAAGAGCGAGUACUCCCUGGGUUUCGGGUGUAACGCUUUGACGGGGCAAUGCGAGUGCCUGCAGGGUGUUAUAGGCGAGAAGUGCAACCAGUGUCCUCAUAGAUGGGCGUUCGAACCGAACUUCGGUUGUCAUCAGUGCGAUAGUUGUCAUCACGCUCUUCUCGAUGAAACCGAUAGCCUUGCUGCGCUUAUCGAUCCAGUUAUCUCCGAUUUUGGUUCGACGCAAUCAGGGUAUUUCACUAGAAGGAGACUGGAAAACAUGCGGGAACAACUGGAUAAACUGCAACCCGUUUUCGACGAAGUCAAUCCAAGUCAAAUCAAUUUGAAUGACUCCAUCAAAACUUUAGAAGGUUUAGAGCAAGACUCGAAAAAUUUGAAUAGAAAAUCUAAUUUCUCGUUGGUAAACAGCGAGACGACGAAAAAUACAUCAGAAAAACUAAAAGACAAAAUCGAGUUGAUGCUGGACGAAUUAUCCCAAGUGGAAGAAGACGCCAUCAGAACGGCCGAGAACAUCGAUAAAAUAUUCACUGAAAUGCACCAGCAAGCCGAUGACGAAGUGGACAAAGCUCUACAAGAAGGCCAAGCGAUGCUGGACGAAAUGAAAUCACACAAUUUAACCAAAAGCGAAACGAACGCCGUAAAUUCCUUCAACAAAGUGGAAGAGCUCUUGAAGAACGUGACCCAAUUCAAAGCGCCCGUCGACGAAUUGAAAAACCGCGUUCAAACUAUCGAAGGCGAUUUGAAACGUUUCAACGACAAACUAGACGGACUCUACAAUCACACGCAAUUCUCCUUGAAUAUGGCCAAGGAGGCGGAAGACAUCAUCGCCAAAAUAGGAAAAGACAGAUUGAAAACCAAACUGGACGACAUCGAAACCAAGCUGCGCCAAUCCAAAAUCAACCUCGACGACUCCGACAAGUACCUCAAAAACGCCUCCGAUCUUCUAACAAUCUCCGUGGGGAAGCUCAAGAACCUCCAAGACGCCCCGGAGUCGCUAACCACCGUCAAUCGCGACUUCAACGCCGAACUGGAACGCAACCGGGCCGAACUGGACGACAUCGCCCGAAUCAAACCCCAAGUGGAAGAGCACGCCAACAGCCUCUCCGACAGAGUGCAGCAACUCGAGCACAUCCUCUCCGAAUCGCAGUUCGGCUCGCAGGACGCCGUCAAGGCGGCCAGGGCGUACAAGGACAUCGUCGAGGCGGUGAAGGACGCCAGGGAGGCGGCCGACGCGGCCCGUCUCGACGCCGAUCACGCCGCUGACAUCUUGAACAACGUGCAGGAGAGGUGCAACGACGCCGAGACCAGCUCGGCCAAGGCUCUGGACGAUGCGUACGCCUCGAAACGGUCCACCGUCGAGGAGCUGGAGCCGAGGCUGAAGAACGUCAGCGACGUUUACGAGCCGAUUAAGGAGAUGCUGAACGACGCGGGAAAGCUACUCGAUGAUAUACAGAAGAUUAUGGAUAACAUUCACGUGCAGGACUUGGAUGAGCGGUACAAAACGGCUGCUGAUAACGCUGACGAUGCUUUUGCUUCUUUAGGAAACGUGAAGGUCUCAUACGAUAAUCUGCCUAAAGAAAAAGAACAAGCAGCCCUCCUUCCGAAGGAAAUCGACGACAUGCGACGCAACAUCGGCCAAACGGACAAGCAGAUCACAUCGGUGAACGAGCGCCUUCCACCCAUCGCGGAGUCGUUGAAUCGGCUGCCGCAAGACGCGGCUGAAGCCAAAGUAAAAUCGGACGCGAUACGCUCCAAUCUGAUGAAACUCAAGGAGCAAAUCGAAGUCGCUAGAGACAUAGCGAACAGAAUCAAAGUGGGCAUGCGGUUCUUCACGAACACCACUUUGGAGCUGCGCAAUCCGAAAAACCUGGAAGCGUUGAGCUCGUCGUCGAAGUUCUCGGGGUAUUUCAAGACCAGCGAUCCCAAGGGAUUGGUAUUCUAUAUCGGAAAUCCUAACGCUACGCACCUGCCCAAGCCGAAAUCGGAGGAUUACAUGGCGUUGAUAAUCCAAAAUGGUUUUCCGGUGUUGAAAUUCAACAUAGGAAAUGGCAACGAACAAAUUAUUAAUCCAAAAUACGUAGCGGACGAUCAAUGGUACCAAUACAUCAUAGAAAGGAUCGGUUUUAAUACGAAAUUAUCCAUUCGCGAAGACCUGGGUAAAGGAUUAGUUAACGUUACCACCGCUGAGAAAUCUACCUCCGGUCCCUAUACAGUAUUCAAUCUGGAUCAGGAGAAUUCCAAGAUCUUCGUCGGAAGCGUGCCCAACAACUACCAGGUGCCAGAGGGUCUGGACUCGGGCGCCUUCUCCGGCGAAAUGGAGGACAUGGUGAUCGGCAACACGCCCGUUUCAUUAUGGAACUUCAACGAAGGCUACGAGAACAACCACGGGGCGCUCGAGAGGGACAAACUGGUGAACUUGUCGCCGAGCAACGGGUUUAGAUUCGACGGCAACGGUUACUCCACUUUGGACAUUCGAUUCGUGUCCAUUAGAUCCAAAUCGACCAUACAAUUGUACUUCAAGACCUUCUCGAAGACGGGAUUGAUCUUUUUGGCGCUUGGAGAACGUUCAAAGAAAAUGUUCAUUUCAUUGGAGAUGCACAACGGCAAGGUUUUGUACCAGUACAAUCUCGGCGGAGCUACUAAGAAAUGGAUCACCUCGAAGAACUACAACGACGGCGAAUGGCACAAAGUAACAGCGAGCAGAGACGGCCCCAACGGAAAAUUGGUCGUCGAUUCCGAAGAUGUGAUCGAUAUGAGUGCACCGAUCUCCGAAUCCAUUCUAGAAUCCAUGACUACCAUCUCCUUCGGAGGUUACCCGUACAAGCACAACCAAUCCGACGUUACCUCCGUCAACUUCGACGGUUGCAUCACGAAUAUCACGAUAAACGGGGAAGCCAUUGAUUUGGCAAACAACAUACAAGCGUUCGGCGUGGAACCUGGUUGCCCCGAUAAAUGGCCAUCGAUGGUGUCCUUUGCCAGAGACAACUACCACUACGUCGGUUGGGAUAAAGUGGCGUUAACCAACGAAUUUAAUAUGAGCCUGAGAUUCAAAACUAAAGACGCAGACGGGCUGAUUUUACACAUAUCCGAUCCCACGCAAGACAAUCUCAUAUCUCUUACAUUACUAAACGGUAAAUUGAUUCUGGUCGAUCAAAAAAUAGAACUACAAUCGAAAGGGCUGUACAACGACAACGAAUGGCACGUUGUGUCCGUCAUACACAACCACACCUACCUGCGAAUGGAUAUAGACGAUACAGAGAACCAAGUAACGGAUACCCAACCGCCGUUCCUCCAUUCCCUAACGGCCGGUUUGUACGUGGGCGGUCUACCCAAGCGAAUCAACCAAACAACUACACCGCAACUCUUCGGUUGCAUCACAGAUUUAACAGUGAACGGUAGAGUAAUGAACUUCAUUAAAGCCACCGCUAAACACCACGUCAUAUUAGACAAGUGCAUCCUGGAUCCGCAACCAGCGGACCACGAACACACUUUGCCGGAUUUGAAACAGACCGAAAAUACAAACGUCUAUAUCACCGAACCCCCCGUAGCCACUACAGAAAAUCCCACGAAUGAAUUAGACGCGAAUAGAGGCGACGGCGGUAAGGAUUACAGGCCGAUCGAACCCCAACCUGAACCUGAACCCGAACCGGAGGUAGAUUUAGUAAUCACUACCGUUCACCAAACUGAACCAACCACCAAGCCGCCACCUCCUACUGAUAGAUGCGCUCUUCCGCCGAACCCCGUGCAGGAGAACGAGCAAAUCGUUGGUUACAGAUUCGUCAGUCCGGAUAGCAGAUUGGAGUGCAAGACCGCCAGAGGGAAGUACAAGAAGAACUUCGAUUUCCGAUUAGAGUUUAAGACCAGAGAACCGGACGGCGUGCUUUUCUACGUGACCGGAAGUUCGUCCACGCAAGACCGCAAACACUACGCAGCGGUUUACCUGCUGAACGGUCACGUAAUGUUCAGUUUCCGCGGCGACGGCGAGACUCUGGCGAUCAAAUCGGCUGGAACCUACAGCGACGGUGAAUGGCACAUGGUGGAGUUCACCAAGGAACACGGUCAAGGUAAAUUGGUGAUGGACCAAGAGGACAUCCAGUACGGCAGUUUGGGACCUGGCCCGUUAAUGUUGGACCUGCAGCCGCCUUUCUACGUGGGCGGCCUUAAUCCGGAACUGUACCAAUCGGUUCAACAAAAUUUGAACACCUCGGCCGGCUUCUCCGGAUGCAUUAGGAGCCUGUCGAUGAACAGCAGGCCUUUAGAGCCUUCCGAGGAGUACGGGGUAAUACCGUGCUCGGAUAAUUUGGAGCUGGGGACGUACUUCGGUGGCGGAAGUCAUUCGUACGUAAGAUUGAAGGAGAAGUACAAAGUAGGCGUGUUGUUUAGUAUCAAGAUGGACGUGAAACCGAGGAGCGAUUCCGGUCUUUUGGUAGCGGCUCACGGGAAACGGGAUUAUUACAUAUUGGAGUUGGUGAAUGGAACUGUGAGGUUGCACGUAGAGAAUGGGAAAGGGCCGUUUUCGGCCAUCUUUAUACCACCUCAUAAUAAUCCGUUCCAUUUGUGCGACGGUAAUUGGCAUAAUAUUCAAGCCGUUAAGUCGAAGAACGUGGUGACACUAUCAGUGGAUAACAUGUACACGGAUCCGAAGAUAGGGCCCCAUUCGAAGUCGACCGAUACCGGUAGCGCCCUCUUCCUAGGAGGACAUCGAUACAUCCACAGGGUGCGGGGAAUCCAUUCGAGAACUUCCUUUACUGGUUGCAUCAAAAAUAUCGAGAUCAACAACGAACCGUUGGAAAUAACCAGCUCUAUGAUCAAUCAAAAUAUUACCAUAGGUUUUUGUCCCACUAAUUAGUUUUUCGUCGGUUUAUAUUUUGAUUAAUUAAACUAUGUUAAAAAUUAGUAAUCAUUUUAUUAUCGUUCGUAUGUGUUUUGUAAAUAAUAUUGAAGAAGAAGCAUCGAUUUUGUAGUACAAUUAGAAUAAAACGACACACUUUA
Phyllotreta striolata is the source of this 11169-nucleotide messenger RNA. Lineage: Eukaryota; Metazoa; Arthropoda; Insecta; Coleoptera; Chrysomelidae. The record is from the annotation of a GenBank genome assembly.